This is a messenger RNA of Parasteatoda tepidariorum (common house spider), 654 nucleotides long. NCBI's taxonomy places the organism in Eukaryota, Metazoa, Arthropoda, Arachnida, Araneae, Theridiidae. The record is from RefSeq and is a predicted model, not a curated record.
CUGAAGUGAAAUGACUACAUCUCUCAUUUAUUUAUUUAUAUUUCGCGCGAAAAAAUAAAUCAGUACUGUGCUCUGGUCAGUACUAAAGAGUAAAGACGCAGUUCUUUAAUCUUUUUGGUUCCUUUGAAUUAAUAAUAGUUAGUGUCCAAACGAUUCUCUGUAGGUAAGGUUAGGGUGCAAAAUCGGAUGCCCCUUGGAUUCUAUUUACAAAAAAAAAUAUGACUCGAGAAUCAAUCCUCUAUUCAGACAAGUAUACUGAUGAUAAAUAUGAAUACAGGCAUGUUAUUUUGCCUGCAGAACUAGCAGAAUCAGUUCCCAGAAACCAUUUGAUGACAGAAACUGAGUGGCGUAAUCUUGGUGUUUUGCAAUCUCCUCAAUGGGUACAUUUUAUGAUGCAUAAUCCAGAACCUCAUGUGUUGCUGUUCAGAAGACUUCUAAAUAAAGUUAGACCUUCAGAGUCUUAAAUAAAGUUGGAGCUUCAGAACCUACACAGUGAAUUUUGAAUGUUCUCACAAGUUUAACACAUUACAACUCUAAUGCAUGUUCACAAUCCAAUCUGUGUUUCAAUUGUAAUAUAAAAAGCAUUUGUUCAGUAUUGUCCUAUUUAUCUAUUAAGUAAAUGUUUCUUUAUUUAAUAAAAUAUUCUUUCAUAAA